Messenger RNA from Vicia faba (fava bean), 1134 nucleotides. The record is from the annotation of a GenBank genome assembly. Lineage: Eukaryota; Viridiplantae; Streptophyta; Magnoliopsida; Fabales; Fabaceae.
AUGAAUCGUAGGACUCUUGUUUCUGCUCCUACAAACGUUGCCAUUAAGGAAGUGGCAUCGCGUGUGUUGAGCAUUGUCAGAGAAUCAUAUCAUGACGGGGAUGCUUUGAUGUGUAAUUUUGGAGAUAUGCUAUUAUUUGGGAAUCAUGACCGGCUCAAUGUUGGUGCAGAUAUCCAAGAGAUAUAUUUGGACUACCGUGUCAGCAAACUCUUACAGUGUUUUAACGCAUUGAAUGGUUGGAAACAAUGUUUUCUUUCAAUGAUUGAUCUUCUUGAUAAUUUUGUUUCCCAUUAUUAUAUGUUCAUUGAGAACCCGAUGAGAAAGGAACAUGCUCACUUUGAACCUAAGUCUUUUCUAAAGUUUCUAGAAGAAAGGUUUUUGUCCAUAGCAUCGCCACUCAAGGAAUUUGUUUCUAUAUUAUGCUUGCAUUUACCCAAAAGUUGCAUUACGGAACAAAACUUAGAAAACUUGGUUUCUCUCAUUCACAACCUCGAGUCGUUUCAAGACUUAUUGUUGAAAAAUAAUAUUGAUAAUAAAGUAUUGGAAGAGCUUUUCAUUUCAGAAGGUAAACAUAAUUCUCAUGAGGGUGCUGAAUUCUCACUGUGCCAAAUCAGAACGGAUUGCCUUUUUCUAUUAAGAACCCUUGAAGUUUCACUUGGUAAUCUCAGCCUUCCAAAUGAUAUGACUGAAGAGUCCGUCAAAAUUUUCUGUUUGCAAGCAUCUUCGUUAAUAUUUUCAACAGCUUCUAGUUCCUUUAUACUGCACUAUAUUGAGAUGGAGCCACUUGACAUUUUAGUGAUAGAUGAAGCUGCACAAUUGAAAGAGUGUGAAUCAGUGAUACCUCUACUUCUUCCUAAAAUAAAUCAUGUUAUUCUUGUUGGAGAUGAACUCCAGCUACCAGCAAUGGUUGAAAGUAGUGUUUCUUUUGGAGCUGAUUUCGGAAGAAGCUUAUUUGCGAGGCUGACCACAUUGGGUCAUCCAAAUCACUUCCUCAACAUACAGUACAGGAUGCAUCCAAAGAUAAGCUCCUUUCCAAAUUCAACAUUCUAUCCCAAUGAUGAUAUUGAAAAUGCUCCAGACACUUACACAGAAAAUGCAACAGUUCGAUGCAUUAAACUCCAGCUUGAAUCAUGA